This is a messenger RNA of Gilbertella persicaria, 1369 nucleotides long. RefSeq lists its product as uncharacterized. NCBI's taxonomy places the organism in Eukaryota, Fungi, Mucoromycota, Mucoromycetes, Mucorales, Choanephoraceae. The transcript is spliced from 4 exons. The record is from RefSeq and is a predicted model, not a curated record. Gene Ontology annotation, molecular function: 2-oxoglutarate-dependent dioxygenase activity. The coding region runs from base 272 to 1369 and encodes 365 amino acids. Gene Ontology annotation, cellular component: cytoplasm.
UUUGAUUAUCCGGGGGGGGGGGAGAGAGUUUAUGUCGCAUAAAUGCUCUUUUCUUAGUCAUCUCAUAUAUGACUAUGCGACAACCAAGUAUUUUCGGCUCAUCAAAUGAAGUUCAGGUCAAUCAUUUUAUGCAAGUGUAACAAAGCGUAUCCCAAAAAUGGGAAAUAUCCACCAAAUCGCGCAAUCACUCAGGCUCAUUUGCAACAAAUGUCCACAAAAAAAAAACUUCGUUAUCUCAACAAGUUUUCUCGUUUAAUAAAUAUAUCACAACAUGGCUCCUCCAAACACUGACGCAAUUAUUCAAGAAAUUGAAAAGCUCGACCUUCAACAAAUCGCUCGUACUAAAGGCCAUUACCUUGUUUAUCCCGAUAAAACUUAUCCUGAACUCGAACCUUUUGAACACAAAGAUCCUGGACAUCUUGCAGACCCCAAAAAGGCUUCUAUUUAUGACAAUGCCGGAAAGAUCUCUGACUUAACCCCUCAUAUUGGUACUGAAAUCAGAGGUUUGCAAUUGUCGAAAUUGACAGAUCAACAAAAGAAUGAUUUGGCUCUUUUGGUUGCUGAACGUGGUGUUGUCUUCUUUAGGGAUCAAGAUAUUGAUGUUUAUCAAGGCCGGGAACUUGGUAAAUACUUUGGUCCUCUUCAUGUUCACAACACCUUUGGCCAUCCUCCUGGACUUCCUGAAAUUCAUGUUGUUUACUUUGAUUCAGAAACUGUUAACCGUUACAAGUCAAUCGGUGGUGUCAGUCUUGAGCUUUCUCGUUCUGCACAAGAUGGAUGGCAUUCAGAUGUCAGUUAUGAACUUCAACCUCCUGGAUUGACUUUCUUGAAAAUUGAUACCUUACCUGCAGAAGCUGGUGGUGAUACUUUGUGGUCAUCUAGCUAUACUGCUUACGACAGAUUAUCACCCGCAUUCAAAAAUUUUUUGGAGGGAUUGGAAGCAGUGCAUGAUGGUUAUUAUCAAGUAGAGGAAGCAAACCUUGCUAAACAUGUCGUUCGUCGUAAGAAGUGGACUGCCACUCACCCUAUUGUUCGUACACAUCCUGUCACUGGUUGGAAGGCUCUCUAUGUUCAAAAGGGUUUCACCAAGUCUAUUGUAGGUCUUUCUAAGCGUGAGUCUGAUACCAUUCUCAAUUUCCUCUUUGAUCACAUUUCUGGUGGUGUUGAUUUCCAAGUUCGUUUCAAGUGGGAAGAAAACAGUGUCGCUGUUUGGGAUAACCGUGUUACCAACCAUAACGCUGUAUUUGACUAUCUUGAUAUUGGUAGACGCCAUGGCUGGAGAGUAACUCCUCAAGCUGAAGCUCCUUACUUUGACCCAAACAGUAAGUCCAGAAGAGAAGAUCUUUUGGAAAAGGCCAAGACCAAGUAA